UUUCCACCCUCAGAAGUUUGCAUAGAAAAGACGACACAGAGACAUUCCUGGAGUGAGGGAGCAGUCGGAGGCAGUUCCUCACACAGGCAGGGAGAUGCUUGGGGAGAUCUGUCCCAUCUGGGCCAGGUGAACUCAGAUCUAUCUCCUGUUUCCAACUGGGCAGGUCCUUAUGAAACAAUCUUGGUACCCUGGGGGUCUGUCAGCAGCUGGGAUGGAGCCUUUUUUAAGGAAACACUUGACUUUCCUAUCAUUCUUUUGGAACAAGCUUUGGCCCACGAGCAUCCCUGAUGACUGCAUCCCCAGAUAUCCAGGUCCUGAUCCCGUCACAAUGGACCUUGAUCCUGACCCUGACCCAGAACCCUUCUCUCCAAAAUCAAGCAGCCCCCCUCCUGCGGUCCUUUUCAUGGUUCUAUAUGACUUCACAGCCAGGUGUGCAGAUGAGCUGAGUGUGAGCCGAGGAGACAAGCUUUUUGUGAUCAAAGAAGAGGGUGACUACAUCUUUGCCAGGAGGCUUUCUGGUCGGCCAAGUACUGGGCUGGUACCCAUUAAUUAUGUGGCCAAAGCCACCCAGGAGACCUUCUCUGACCAACCGUGGUAUUUUGAUGGGAUCAGCCGGAGUGAGGCCCAACAACUUCUGCUCUCCUCCUCCAACCAGCACGGAGCCUUUCUGGUUCGGCCCAGUGAGAGUAGUCGAGGAGACUACUCACUGUCAGUUCGCACACAAGCCAAGGUGUGCCACUACCGAAUUGCCAAGGCCCCAGAGGGUGGCCUGUAUAUUCAAAAAGGCCAGGUCUUCCCCUGCCUGGAGGAGCUCCUCACCUACUACAAGGCCAACUGGAAGAUUAUCCAGACACCCCUGCUGCAGCCCUGUGUGCCAGAGCGGCCUCUGGAGAGGGAUGAAUGGGAACGGCCCCGUUCCGAGUUUGCCCUUCGAAGAAAGCUGGGAGAAGGCUAUUUUGGAGAGGUGUGGGAAGGCUUGUGGCUGAAUAAGGUUCCGGUGGCAAUAAAAAUCAUAAAGUCUGCUGACAUGAAGCUUGAGGACUUCACCAAGGAGAUUCAGAACCUAAAGAAUCUAAAACAUGAGAAGCUGAUCAGUUUGCAUGCGGUCUGCUCCAUAGGGGAGCCUGUAUACAUUGUAACAGAGCUCAUGAAAAAAGGGAACCUCCAGAGCUUCCUCAGCAGUCCAGAAGGGAAGGCCCUCAGUGUCAUCCGCCUCAUGAGCAUCGCCUGCCAGGUGGCUGAGGGUAUGACCUAUUUGGAGGAGAGACACAUUGUGCACCGGGAUCUAGCUGCUCGAAACAUCCUAGUGGGAGAUGACCUCACCUGCAAGAUUGCAGAUUUUGGCCUAGCCAGGCUGCUAAAGGAUGAUAUUUAUUCCACAAAAAGCAGCACUAAAAUCCCUGUAAAGUGGACAGCACCAGAAGCAGCCAAUUAUAGGAUCUACUCACAGAAGUCAGAUGUUUGGUCCUAUGGGAUCCUGCUUUAUGAGGUCUUCACAUAUGGACAGUGUCCCUAUGAAGGAAUGACCAAUCAGGAGACCAUUCAGCAGAUCUCUCGAGGUUACAGGCUGCCUCGCCCACCCACUUGCUCCCCUGAAGUCUACGUGCUCAUGUUAGAGUGCUGGAAGGGCAAUGCUGAGGAGAGGCCUGCCUUCUCUGUGCUCAGGGAGAAGCUCAGCUCCAUCUACAGACGUCUCCAUCAUACCUUCACAUGACCUAGGCCCUGUUGCCUUCCCCUGCUUUCUUUCCCCAUCUUCCUGCCCUAAACCAAAAGCUGUACAUAUCUCCAACCCAACCCCUGGCUUUGGGAACAGAGUUGCCAGUGUCUUCCUGAUGCCCUUUCAUGGGGAAGGGAGCAUCAGGAGAAUGCCUGUAAGGGCCCCUAAGGUCUGUGACCAGGAGACUUAUUGAACCUGGACGCUCCUUUGCUGUCAGACUCCUCACAGAAUCUCAGAAUUGGAAGGGUCUUUAGAGGCCUUGUAAAUCAACCUAUACCCCAAAAGCUCCUACUGCCACAAACUGGACCAGUGGUCUUCUAGCUUUUGCUAGAAAACCUCUAAUAAGGGGAAAUUCACUACCUCCCAGCACUGCCUCUUCUAUUUUCCCUUUAUCUCCCCUCUUCUCCUCCUCAUUAUCCUUCCCCUAUGGGAGAAUAGAAUGUGGAGGAAAGGAACCUUCUUUACUGCUAGUCACUCUCAGGAAAAUAUUUAAUGUAAAUACUGUACAGAGAACAUCUAAAUGUCAAGAAAGAAAAUAACUUGGAAUAAUAUGUCUAUAGAAUUCA
Phascolarctos cinereus (koala) is the source of this 2283-nucleotide messenger RNA. RefSeq names its product src-related kinase lacking C-terminal regulatory tyrosine and N-terminal myristylation sites (gene SRMS). Gene Ontology annotation, molecular function: protein binding; protein tyrosine kinase activity; ATP binding. NCBI's taxonomy places the organism in Eukaryota, Metazoa, Chordata, Mammalia, Diprotodontia, Phascolarctidae. The record is from RefSeq and is a predicted model, not a curated record. Gene Ontology annotation, biological process: protein phosphorylation.